AUGAAACCUUUGCUAACGUUGCUAGUAAUCAGUGUAUUAUUUUCCGAAAUUAAAACACAAAAAUCGGUACAAAAUGAUUUGGGAUUAUUAACGCGUGACUAUUUGCCAGAACAAUUUACCAACACGAAUUUCACUCUAGAAGAUGCCAAGACUUUGUUGCAUAAGAAAUGCAGAAAGGUGGCUUUAAUUUCCCAAAAUCCCCCACAAACCUAUGAGAACAUUGAAAUGGCAGCUAACAAAUUAAUACAGUGUGCCAAUAGCAUUGCCAAUAUAACAGUGUUGAUGGCUGAAAUAGAGGCAGCACGUCCGGCGGGUGAUUUGGAUGUUGUCUUUCACAAAUACUGCCGCAAAUUGCCACAAGCCGAAAACUGUCUGCUGGAGUUUAAUGCACAAAUACUACCCUGCCUGACACCGGCUGAACGUGCCCAAAAUGCUAUUAUGAUGCGUAUCAUCACAUCGCUGUUGGGUUUCAUUUGCCAUAAAGAUGGUGAUCAAAUUGCUUUGUUCAUUGCUGAGGAGGGACCCGAGUGUUUGGAUGCCAAUAAGGAGAACAUAUCGAAUUGUAUGAAUGCCACCUUCUCAGCCUAUCUGCCAGAGGGUGGUGUGUUAAAGUCACAAGAUGAAUGGCCGGAGUUGGUGUUGGGCCCCAAACAAUGCAUUGAUUUGCAUGACUUUGAGGAGUGUGUACUCAGCUAUUUGGAGAAAUGCAAUGAAAUUACACCGGCCAAUAUUAUAGAGUCCUUAUUCAGACAUGUGAAGAAUGAAACAAAGUGCCAAGAGGAAAUCGAUAAAGUGAUUAGUUUUCAGCCCAGUCAAAUGCAGCAGCGUAAUAUGGGUGUUAGUUAUACUCUAUAUGUUACCUUCUAUUUGGCAACAUUUAUGUUUGCAUUAAGUGUUACUUGGUAUAAUGCCUUUUUAAUCUGUCGUACACUGGGCGGUUUUCUGGCCUCUUAUGAUUCGGCCCAAGAGUUAGCCGAUAUAUCGAAUUAUUUAAUUUCAAAAUAUCCUUUAAAUUAUUACUGGUGGCUGUCGGGUUCCGAUCAAGAUGUCGAGGGUAAGUUCUUUUGGUAUAAUACUGGUGAAGCGAUUAAAUAUGCUGAUUGGUCUGAUGGUCAACCGGAUAAUAUGGGCGGUAAUGAGGAUUGUGUACAUUUGUGGCAUUUAACGAAAAAAUAUCAAAUGAAUGAUGCGAGAUGUAAUAUGUCUAUGAAUUAUAUUUGUCAAGCUGAUAAACCUAUAACGAUAGCUGUUAGUAUAUUUUAA
Lucilia cuprina (Australian sheep blowfly) is the source of this 1263-nucleotide messenger RNA. RefSeq names its product 27 kDa hemolymph protein-like. The transcript is spliced from 2 exons. The coding region runs from base 1 to 1263 and encodes 420 amino acids. The record is from RefSeq and is a predicted model, not a curated record. NCBI's taxonomy places the organism in Eukaryota, Metazoa, Arthropoda, Insecta, Diptera, Calliphoridae.